Molecule: messenger RNA, 3598 nt
Organism: Pangasianodon hypophthalmus (striped catfish)
Lineage: Eukaryota; Metazoa; Chordata; Actinopteri; Siluriformes; Pangasiidae
Gene: slc30a2
Product: solute carrier family 30 member 2
Exons: 8
Coding region: 491-1687 (398 amino acids)
Biological process (GO): zinc ion transmembrane transport; response to zinc ion
Cellular component (GO): plasma membrane
Molecular function (GO): zinc ion transmembrane transporter activity
Source: RefSeq, a predicted model, not a curated record
UAAGAGAGAGAGAGAGAGAGAGAGAGAGAGAGAGAAUGAAUGAAUGAAUGUUUUUAUUUCCUAAAUUUCCCAACAAGGAUAGGGAUAUAUGACAGUAAAGAAAGGUCUUUACAAUGAUAGUAAGCCAAACCUGUGUGUGUGUGUGUGUGUGUGUGUGUGUGUGUGUGUGCGCGCGUGCACGCGCAGUAGGCUCUCUGCGUCUCAGCGCCGCGCCUUUUGCACAAAGACUCUUCUAAUAAAGCCAGUCAAGUUCAGCGGUGGCGCAUUAAUAACUUUCCCAGCUGCUUGAUCCAUCGAUGAGGAGGGAUUUGCUCCCGUUCAUUUCUCUUCACUUGUGAAAAUGGACUGGAGGAUUGUUUACUGCCUGAUAUAAAAAAAGAUAAAAAAAAAAAAAACAGGUGCUUUUGAAAUUCAGUGCACACCUUUUUGCUGAUUUAACUCUGAUUAGCGCGCGCGCCGGGGCCGGGGCCGGGGACCUGCAGGCUGGAGCAUGGAGACAGCAGAGAAUUCCGAGAAAUCUCACCUCAUUCACGAGAGAAACACCAAAACAUACUCUCUCAAACUCACAAGUGAAUUUCCUGGUUCGAAAGAAAGCUACCCAAGUCAGGUGUAUGAGAAUGGGGACGCUACCGGGGCCAUUGAGAUGAAGAGGCCUGUCGGAGCCCACUGCCAUGGAAACAAAGCUCAGUGGGAGGAGAACCGCGAUAAGCUGGUGGCCAAAAAGAAGCUGUACAUUGCCUCUAUCGUCUGCCUGGUCUUCAUGAUUGGGGAAGUGAUUGGUGGGUAUCUCGCUCACAGCCUGGCCAUCAUGACAGAUGCUGCUCAUCUGCUCACAGACUUUGGCAGCAUGAUGGUUAGUCUUUUCUCCCUGUGGAUUUCCUCUAGACCUCCUACCAAGACCAUGAACUUUGGCUGGCACCGAUCAGAGAUUUUGGGAGCGCUGAUAUCCAUAAUGUCCAUCUGGAUAGUUACUGGGGUGUUGGUGUACCUUGCUGUUGAGAGAAUUGUAAAGAAUGAUUAUGAAAUUGAGGGCAGAGUGAUGCUGCUUACUUCAGGAUGUGCUGUUGUAGUCAACAUCAUAAUGGCGUACAUCCUCCAUCACUCCACCACUUUUCAUGGGAAUGACUCUGGCUAUCACAAGAUCACUGAAAAUGGGAUGAGUCCUGUGGGCCAUGGCCACUCCCACAGCCUCCUGGGCAGCCAUGGAAACACCAGUGUCAGGGCGGCAUUCAUCCAUGUUUUGGGUGACCUUUUACAGAGCUUUGGGGUGAUGGUUGCAGCCAUCGUUAUCUACGUACGGCCCGAAUACAAAAUAGCUGAUCCCAUUUGCACCUUCCUGUUCUCUCUGUUUGUCCUCGGGACAACGGUCACCAUUCUCCGGGACGUGUUCCGCAUCCUCAUGGAGGGCGCACCCAGAGGAAUUGAAUUUAACUCUGUGAAGGAGGUGCUGCUAUCGCUGAAAUCUGUAAAGGCCCUGCACAGUCUGCAUUUGUGGGCUCUGACCAUUGGGCAGACGCUGGUUUCCGUCCAUGUGGCCAUCGAGGAAAACGCAGAUCCUCAGAGUGUCCUAAAGGAAGCUACAGAGCUCCUGCAGACUAAGUUUGGCUUCUACAGCACCACCAUCCAGGUAGAGCCGUACAGUGAGGACAUGGCCUACUGCACCAUGUGCCAGGAUCCCAUGGACUAAUAUCACCAAGAACAUCCGGUGAGGAAAGCUGUCCUGGAAGUGGCCUGUCCAAAACACGUGUACAUUGUUUUUGACUUUGUUGGGGUCCAUAUCCAGAAAUACUGCUGGUGCAUUAGCAGGCACUUUUUACAUCAGUAUUCUUUGUUAUACAUACAUGCAGAGAUACUGCCAUCCUCUCACAUUUCCUCUGCUUUAUUGAAGUUUUCCUAAAAACAUAUACACUUAACCAGCUUCCCAUAAUAAGCUGUUCACACCCAGUGUCAAUAUUCUGGAGUGUUGAAGAGAAAUAUGCAUUGUCUUUUACCAAACAGAGGCAAUAAACGGCUAUCUUGCCCUCUACUGAACACCUCAAAAGAACCACAAGGCCUAGAUUAAUAUUUGAUACUUUACAUCGUUGGACCAUGUUGUAAGAAGCAACACGACACUUGAAGCUGUUUUCUUUUCCCACUUUCAAACAGAGAUCGGACACAAUGGCCCCUAAUCAUCAAAGUUGUAUAGGGUCAAAUUGGAAAACCAGCGCACACAAUGACGUUUCCUUGUUAAUCGAUUUCAUGUUCAGCAUAUCUAUAUGAUCAAACUCACACCUCGUUGGAGUGCAGUUCAAUUUGAUGCUUGAUUUGAAAUUAAAUAAUUAAAAUCAGCAUAAUCAAUAAUUACAGCAAGUAAGUAGAGGAGUAUAAGUAGUAACAUUAAAAAAUGACAAAUAUCAUUAAGACCUGUGCACACAGAAACCUGAUUAAAAUGUAGUUCCAUAGGCGUGUAGUUUGUAAAUGUUAAUUGCAGGGCUCAGAUCUAGCUCAUUACUCCUUCUAAUGAGUAACAGGCGUAUUUACAUACAAGAAGCGUCAUGGAGCUGCACUGGAUGAGGACCACAUGCUCAAGCCAUUCAAAGACGCUUGGACAUCAUCGCAAAUUCUUAAUUCAAAUUUUUUAGCUUACUGCGGAUUUAAUUUAUUUUGGUAUUCUGACUUUUGAUUGAUUUCUUUUAGGAUUAUUUGAAGGAUUUGUUUAUUUUAGUCAUGUUACAUCUGUCAUUUUAACACCUCCUCAUUCAGAACUGUGAUGCGUAUAAUAUGUGAUUAUUUUUAUUUUAUUUUAUUUUAUUUUUGUCCAGCAUCUCAGAGCUCCACCAGCAUUUUGCUUACCUAUAUUUAUGAAUAAAGCUGUAAAUAAGUCUAUAACAGUCUAUAUAGGAUUGCAAAAGACCUCAUGGACCAUCCAGUUUUCAUCUGAUGUGUACCUUCAUGCAAUUUUUUCCCCCCAAAAAGAACAUCUUUAUUUGCUCCAAACUAGGACAUAAACACAUCUCACUCAGCCUUACAGAAAUAUCUUUUUUUGCCCUCUCUAUUUACAUCAUUCCUUAAAUCUUUGAUUUAUGAAAUAUAGCCUGUUGAAUGAAUUCCUUCUAUUUGAACCACUAUAGCAAUUCCUGCAUAAAUUACCGUGUGGUUCCUGUAAACUGAUAUGAGGGUAAAUAUCUGCAUGUACGUAAGCAACUAGUGGGCAGGAGAUCGAUUCCCACACAUGAAGCUGAUUCAUGAUUCGCGCUCAAAUCACAAUCAGACUAUCAGAAUUUGUUCAUGCAUUGUUCUGUGCACUCAAAUCCACACUCAUUUCUACGCAGCUUUGAUGAAUAUAUACUUUUCUGUGUACAUUUCUAGAUUUUUAGUGUUUUGCAAGACAAAACACUUCUUCAGAACAAUUCUAGCAACUCUAAGUCCACAGGCAAGAAGACUAGGAAGAUAGCGAAAGCUGAGUUUCAGUGUGACUGCUGUGGGGUUUCAAAGCGACUGCUGAGGGGUUUCAGUGUGAAGGUUUCAGAGAGAGAGAGGGUUCAGUGCGACUGCUGUGGGGUUUCAGUGUGACUGCUGUGGGGUUUCAGUGCGACUGCUGUGGGGUUUCAGUGCGACU